AUGGUCAAAGAAGACUCUCUUAUUGCUGUGUUACAAAAAUAUGACGAGUUUAUUAACCUAAAGCUCAAACCAAAUCUCAAGAUCGUUCUAGACAGACGCGAUUCCGUCUUAAAUUCUCUUUCAGAAUAUCAAAAGUUAAAGAUCCAGAUCGAAUCGAUCCAAACUAAUAAAUUAACAGAACUCAAGACACUGGUUGACCUUGGGUCUCAAUUCUAUGCCCAAGCCCACAUUCAGGACACAAAGUAUAUUUAUGUAAAUGUAGGGUUUGAGUUCCAUGUCCAAUUCACGCUCGAAGAAGCAUUAGUUUUUAUCGAGAAGAAAGAGGAACAGCUUUCAAGAAUUAUAGAAAAGUUCUCCCGAGAAGCAGACAGCAUACGAGCUCAUAUGAAGAUGGCUUAUGAAGCCAUGUCAGAGGUCUUGGAGGCUCAAAAGAACGAGCAGGCAUCGUGA
Molecule: messenger RNA, 450 nt
Organism: Phycomyces blakesleeanus NRRL 1555(-)
Lineage: Eukaryota; Fungi; Mucoromycota; Mucoromycetes; Mucorales; Phycomycetaceae
Exons: 5
Coding region: 1-450 (149 amino acids)
Biological process (GO): negative regulation of transcription by RNA polymerase II
Molecular function (GO): transcription corepressor activity
Source: RefSeq, a predicted model, not a curated record